Molecule: messenger RNA, 1617 nt
Organism: Plenodomus lingam JN3
Lineage: Eukaryota; Fungi; Ascomycota; Dothideomycetes; Pleosporales; Leptosphaeriaceae
Biological process (GO): cell differentiation; regulation of transcription by RNA polymerase II
Molecular function (GO): RNA polymerase II cis-regulatory region sequence-specific DNA binding
Source: RefSeq, a predicted model, not a curated record
AUGGUUGACGGAAAUUUCAUCAUUCCUUUGUCUCCACCUUGCUCGCCGCGCAUGUCUGCGUAUAGCACGACUACUGCAGACAACGAGUGGUCAUCGUCCGACGUCAGGACGCUGGAACAUACCCCACCGCAUUCCGACAGCGACAUGGCUAUGCUCCAAGCCGAAGUGGACGGUAACAACUUCGAUUUGAAGCGACCCAUGAUCCGAUCACACAAGAGCUUUCCCUACCUACUCGACAAUAAGAACCACAUGAACAGUGGUGCGAAUUCGCCAUCAGAGAAUGAACAGCACGAUGUUUCAAAUGUUACCUUUGGAGGCUCAUCCCCAACAAGUCCGGCUUCUAGGCUCACUCCUCCCUCCACCCAUGACGGUGUGGAGAAGAUGGAUGAUCACGACGACGAUCUAAUAGUAGACGAAAAGGAGGAUGGAGGCGAAAGCGAUGGGAAGGACGAAGACCGACCACCCCUCUCUGCCGCCGAGAUCCGGGCCGCCAAACGCAAGAUGAAAAGAUUCAGGCUUACGCAUAACCAAACACGAUUCCUGGUGAGCGAGUUUGCUCGUCAGGCGCACCCUGAUGCUGCUCACCGAGAAAGACUUGCACGCGAGAUUCCAGGACUCAGUCCAAGACAGGUGCAAGUGUGGUUCCAGAACAGACGUGCUAAGCUAAAGCGUCUCACUAGCGAUGAUCGUGAGCGUAUGAUGAGAUCUCGCGCUUUGCCAGAUGAUUUCGACAUGGCUUCGGCACUUCACUCACCAUUUGGAAAUUCAUCGCAUGGCAUCGGAUCUCCCCUCGGAUCUCCAGGCUCUUACGACCCAGGCUUUGCCGGAAGCAACAUGAUGCGGCCCCUGAGCAUUGACUCACUCAGACGGGGACCUCUUGAUUCCCACAUUUCCCAAACAGGCAUUAGUCCAGCCUUUGGUGGAUUCUCCUUCACACCGCCGCAAUCAACUACAGAUGCACUGUCGCCUGUAUCAGCUCAUGCUGAGUCGCCAUUUGGCUUCCACUCGGCGCCACUUGAUACUAGUCCGCGAACUUCAAAUCCUUUCUCGAUGCCCAGCAACGGUACACCGGCUUACGCUACACAACACAGCAUGCCGCGCCUGACACUCCAUGGUGAUCGUAUUGUGAGAAGCCGUGCCGAGUCAUUGCAAUCUCCUCUACGCACAAGCAUGAGCUACACUGGCGGUAGCGACCACCUGACCAGCUCCCAUGAUCAGGACGGACAAAGGUCGUACUCGGCCUCGAUGAUGCCAUAUGGCAUUGGAUACUCUUACUCUCCUGUACCAGGCUUCCAAGCUUCCAGCUCGGGUAGGAUGCGCUCAUUUUCCAAUGGCGUCCCUCGGCGUAUUGAGUUGAGCACACAUUACACGCCAAACCGUAACACAUCGACACCACAGACUGCUCAUUUCCCAUCAUAUUCCAGCUCACCGCUUGUGCCACCACAUAGUUAUGCGAUGCCUCAAAUGAGCGCCCCGCAUCACAUCACGAGCUUCUCAAACUCCUAUCUACGCAACGACUCGGCACACAACAGCCAAUACGACAACGUCGGCUCUGUCUUGGGAGAAGUACUAGAGAACGCCAGCCAGCACAGCGAUGGUCGUGACGACCGAUACUGA